Pseudogymnoascus destructans is the source of this 1193-nucleotide messenger RNA. RefSeq lists its product as uncharacterized. NCBI's taxonomy places the organism in Eukaryota, Fungi, Ascomycota, Leotiomycetes, Thelebolales, Thelebolaceae. Bases 510 to 1127 code for a protein of 205 amino acids. The record is from RefSeq and is a predicted model, not a curated record. The transcript has 3 exons.
CUUACAUCUAACUUACAAAUUAAAAUCGCCUUGUAAACUUACGGUUCUCUCUAAUUCUCCUUCAUAAGCUCAUUAUCCACCAACUCCAGCCAAAAAGCCAAAAAGCCAAAAAGCCAAAAAGCCAAACAACCACCCAUCAUGGCUACAAUGCGCGCAAUCGACAUCAAAAAUGGCAAAGGUCCCGCCUCCGCCCUCUUUCUCAACUCCUCCGUCCCCAAACCUUCGCCCAAGCCCACUGAGGCCCUCGUGCGCGUCAAGGCCUUUGGGCUGAACCGCAUGGAUCUCCUCCAGCGAGAGGGCAGAUACCCACUACCCCCGAACAUCAGCUUGAUCCUCGGUGUCGAGUUCAGCGGUGUCGUAGAGGAGCUCGGUGCUGAAGCACAGAAUGGGAAGUUUAAGGUUGGAGAUGAGGCGCCUACGCCGAAUUCCUCACCGUCUCCCCCGCCACCCUCCUCCACAAGCCCAGCACCCUAAGCUGGGAAACCGCUGCCGGAAUCCCAGAGACCUUCAUGACCGCCACACAAGCCCUCCACCUGAUCGGCGCCUUCAAGCCCGGCGACAGCGUCCUCUGGCACGCCGGCGCUUCGUCCGUCUCGAUUGCCGGCAUCCAGCUAUCCAAGCUCGCCGGCGCAUCAGCCGUCUAUGUCACCUCCCGCACUCCGGAGAAGGUCAAGUGGUGCGUUGACACAUUUGGCGCCGCUGGCGGUUUCGACACUACCCAGAAAGGCUGGGGGGACGAAGCACAGAAGGCUACGGGAGAAAAAGGAAUCGAUGUCAUCGUGGACUUUAUGGGCGCUUCAACGUUCGCGGAUAACCUGAAGGCAGCGGCAAAGGAUGGCCGCAUCGCGAACCUGGGACUCAUGGGGGGGGUCAACCUGCCUGCCGAGACGAAUAUCGGCUUAUUCCUGGCGAAGAGGCUUAGGUACGAGGGAAGCAGUCUGAGGAGCCGCGAUGAGAAGUAUCAGUCGCAGCUGACGGCAAAGUUGGAGGGGUAUUUGGCGGCGUUUGCGAAGGGGGAUUUGGAGGUUAAGGUUGAGAAGGUGUUUGAUUGGAAGGAUGUGGUUAAGGCGCAUGAGUUGCUAGAGGGGAAUGGCACGAAGGGGAAGGUGGUUUGUGUUAUUAGUUAGGGGGCUGCUACGUCAAAAUUUGAUACUCACAUUUAAACUCUUGGUAUGAUGGAUAGUUCUUUAUUA